Paraglomus brasilianum is the source of this 507-nucleotide messenger RNA. NCBI's taxonomy places the organism in Eukaryota, Fungi, Glomeromycota, Glomeromycetes, Paraglomerales, Paraglomeraceae. The record is from the annotation of a GenBank genome assembly.
AUGAGUGAACAAUCGGAUUACAAAAACUUUACAAAUGGUCAGCCGAUGUUUAAUCCAGACUCGGAUUAUGUCAACAGUCGUCCAUUGGAAAUGACAAGUCCGGACUCCAACAACAUCUUUUCCUACCCGCACUCCCAGCAAACUUUCAGGUUUCCAUCGGAAAUGUCAAGUUUGAAUUCCAACACUUUUUCUUAUCCGCCCUCCCAGCAAGCUUUUGGUUACCAGUGUCAAGAUUAUUAUUGUCCUUCUGCUGCCGGUUUUUUCGACAAUGGCAAUACCUGUAUGGGUGGUGAAAAUGGACCAUUGGAUACCGCGAAUAACGGAAAUGCUGAGAACAAUGUAUAUCUAGUCAACGAUUACGCUGUUAAUUAUACUUCGCCCGAAAGGCCUGUGCAAACGCCGUUUCUUUUUACUUUCUCCAACAAUGCUGGCACGGUGCCAAACACCGGAUACGUAGUACUUGUCGUGCAAGUAGACAUGGACAAAAUAGUAUCUAUCCUUCAAUAA